GCAAAUCGCUAUAUUCAAAUACAAAUAAGUGCCUCAAAAUAAGAUACGAGGCAUUUUAAAAAUCUAGCUACAUUUAACGUUACAUCUAACACGUAAAUCGGAAAACCGGGAAAACUGAAAAACGUCCGCUCCCCUCAGUCGCGCACUGCCGCACUCGCCUAUACACGCUCCUGAUCGGCACGCUGCGCGAUUGGUCAGCAGCGAGACAUGGAGGGGGUUCGCGGUGACGAGGUGAAAGACCGGUGGCGCGCGCAGGUGGCGCCGCGCGCUCGCUUAAUCAGUUGCGGGUUGUCCACCGGCCAGGUGAGAAAGUUGUUAUUAUUAUUUGUACUCGCGCGUCUUUCGCCGCGAUCCGCGAUCCGCGACGCUGCUGUAUACACGGCGUCGCGUCCGUACGUCCGUAGUCGCGUCUCCAGUUUCCAGUCUCCAGUUCGCUCUGCCGCCCGAGUCGUCCGAGAUCCGUUCUACCGCGACGGGCGACCGCGAGUCGCGAGUGACGAGUCUCGCAUCUCGCGAGAGAAGAGUGGCGACUGGCGAGUGGCGCACGCGUGUGCGGGGUGAGCCGCCGCGAGCCUCGAAGCUCGAAGGCUCGAAGCAGUCGAAGCUCGAAGCAGCAGUCGCCGUGUCUCCUUUCUUCCUCGCGGCGUCGAAUGAGAACGAGAGAGACCGUGACCGUGCGCGACCGACGAUCGUUCGCAGUGCGGCGCGCGGAAGGGGGGUGGGCGCUUCCCCGUCCCGCGCGUGGGUGUGCGUGCCCCGACUGCCCCGACUGCCCCGAGUGAUAGAUACACAGUUCACAGUUGUCGGGUGGCUGACAGAAGCGCGGAGGGCGAGGAUAACCCAAAUAAGGAAGGUGCGCCCUUUACCCGUUACCUCCUCGAUCGGAAGUGCAAAGGUGCGAGAGAGAGGCAGAGGGAGAGGGAGAGGGAGAGAGUGUGUGAGAUCGUGAAAACGUGACAUUACGGCAAAUGACAGCGAAGAGGUGAGGAUCAAUGUGCCGUGAUGGCUGAGGAGGAGCUGCUGGUCACCCUGUGCCGCGGCGACUCCGGCUCCGGCGGCUCUUUCGGCUUCUCCUUGCUCGGCGCCUCGGCGUCGGCGGGCCUGCCGGCCGCCCACGUCAUCUACGACAUCGUCGAAAACUCACCGGCGGCCAGGAGCGGCAAGGUCGAAGCUGGUGAUGUCAUACUCAGGGUGAACGAAGUUGAUGUCAAUCGAUUCAGUACGAAAGAAGUAUUGAAAUGUCUACGACUGUCUUCAGAUCCCGUUACUCUGAAGCUGCGAAGGGAUCCUGCGGUGAAGGCUCAUGUUCGUCGUCUUCUUUCCCCCGGACAACCUACGAAGGAUGAAGGUACAGAAUCUUCAAAAGAUGUCUUGGCGAACAAUCCCAAGAACAUCGUCGCUUCCAGCAAUGUAGAGAAGAAGGAACUCAAGAAGAUGCCAGUCACACCAGAAAUGUCCAUAGACUCGCCAAUGCUGACACCGACGCCUGCAGCGACAACGAGGAGCAACGGCUCGUGCAGCGAUGCCUCUCUCUCAUCGGAAUUAGAGGCACUCUUGCCACCUGUGGACCAUUUUAAGGAAGAAGAACGGACCCAAUGGGAGCCUCUGUCCGCCGACAAAUUCUCACGACAGAAAAAUACACCUCGGUUUGAAGCGUACAUGAUGACCGGUGACCUGAUGCUAAAUCUCUCCCGCACACAACAGAGCAGUAAUCUGCUGCCUAAGCAGCAUCAACAGCGAAAGGUGGACUCCCUUAGGUACAAUCCCAAUCAUCAGCACACCACUACCACCAUCACCACCACUAGUGCCCACCACAACCACAAUCAUCAUCAUCAUCAUCACCAUCAUCAUAACUCGGUACCCAGCAGUCCCAAUGAGACCCAGCUGGCACACCAGCACCAUCAUCAUCGAGGAAGCGUCUAUAAAACUUCCAGCUCGGCCAGUACAUCACCCGUAGGCGCUGCUAGACGCGACGGAGUGCAAAGCACUUCGGGGGCCUUGGUCCAAGUUGAUCCGGGCAAGAAUACUCCUUCAAGUUUCGGUUUUGUGCGUACUUCGCGAUCGGAAGACCAUUUGCAGUUCCAGAAAGAUCCCUCGAUGAGCGCUGUGGAUAUCGACAUCGAUGACGAUGUUACUUCAAGUCUGAACACGCUGCUAGAUCCACGGCCAGAAGGCCUAAUGCCAAACGAGCGAAUCGUCUGGACUUAUAACGCGCCUGUUAGCUCACCAGCUGUUUCCUGCUGCCAAAACGGCGGUUCCUCAUCUUCGUCUUCGUCCUCAUCAUCCUCUUCGACGAGCCCACAGCGUUCUCUGUCCCCUGCUUCCCCUACCUCCGUCUCGUCCUCCGUUAUGUCCUCCAACUCUGGUUCCCGUAGGUUCCCUCCGGCUCAAACUGUUCCCGGGGUUUCCAGCACCCCGGGAAGUCAUCUCCCCGCUAACGGCGAUUUCAGCCAGUCGGAGGCCAUCAGCAACAUGUCCAGUCCCGACUACAACGAUGAAGAAACAAUGGAUAUUCUCAGUGCGAGGGAUAUUAUGAUGGUCAGCGAUCCCAGUGACAGCGAUUCCACCAUUCUGGCGAGUGAACCACCUCAGAGAAGACUGAAGGCUAAUCCUCAGGAUGCUGGAGAACAUAGAAUAGUGAUUCAGGUAAAAGGACCUGACAAGGAGACUCAAAGAAACACGAGUCCCAGGCAGGCGAGGAGAAGAGGAAAUCCCAUUGGGGAACUAGGGCAGCCUGUUGCAUCUCAAAAUUUGCAGCGAAAUCAACCUGGAAUUCCAGGGGUUCCUGGAGUCAUCACAGGAUCUGUGACACCCGAAUGUGUAGGUUAUCAGGAAUUGAAAGAGAGCGAAGACGAGAGGGAGGCUUUACUUGUUGGAAUAUGCGACGAACAGAAGGGACAUGGAAGUGGCGCGUCGCCGCCGCAAUCAGCGGAUGAAGAGAGCGAUAUCGAAAGUUUGCACAGUUUUCACUACAGUCCGAAAGCGGUAGAUUUGCCCUCCGCGAUCCGACUGGCCAAACGUCUCUAUUCCUUAGAUGGCUUUAAAAAGUCUGAUGUCUCUAGACAUCUAAGCAAGAACAACGAUUUUAGCAAAGCUGUGGCGGAGGAGUACCUGCGCUACUUUAACUUUGAACGAGACACACUGGACAUGGCUCUCAGAAAAUUUCUCGCUCAAUUUUGUUUGACUGGAGAGACUCAAGAAAGAGAGAGAGUCUUAGUACACUUUUCCAAAAGAUAUUUGGACUGCAAUCCCGGUAGUUUCAAUUCCCAAGAUGCAGUUCACACAUUGACUUGCGCGAUAAUGCUGCUUAAUACAGACUUGCACGGUCAAAAUAUUGGCAGGAAAAUGUCGUGCUCAGAAUUCAUUGAGAAUCUGUCGGAGCUCAACGAUGGCGAUAACUUUCCACGCGAAGUGCUCAAGCAGCUUUACAAUGCCAUCAAGUCCUUUCCUCUCGAGUGGGCUCUGGACGAAGAAGGGGAUGAAGCGACGAACCAAGCAAUUCAGCAAGGCGAUGGUACGGCGGCAAUCGCCGGGACUGGAAAUCCAUUUCUCGAUGUGCCAAAUAUUACGGGCGCUACGGAGUUCAAAAAGGGCUAUGUUAUGCGUAAAUGCUGUUAUGACUCCAAUGGCAAAAAAACUCCAUUUGGCAAACGUGGAUGGAAGAUGUAUUAUUGUACAUUGCGUGAGCUUGUGCUAUACUUGCACAAGGAUGAGCACGGCUUCCGUAACGACAGUUUACACAAUGCUAUACGUAUUCAUCAUGCAUUAGCUACUAAAGCGACCGAUUAUACAAAGAAACAGCAUGUUUUUCGGUUGCAGACUGCCGACCAGGCUGAGUAUCUCUUUCAGACCAGUGAUUCGAAGGAACUGCAAUCAUGGAUCGAUACCAUCAAUUUUGUAUGCGCCAGCUUUUCAUGUCAGCCUCUCGCAGGUGCUGUUGGGUCUCAGCGUAAAUUCCAGCGUCCAUUGCUGCCAUGUAGCCAUACCAAAUUAAAUUCUAGAGAACAGUUGCGGGACCAUGAAGAUAGGGUCAACAGGCUAGAAACAGAACUGGAGGAGCACAGACGGCAUCCUCCGGAAAGAGGUGCCAAGGCUCUCACUGUACAAAAUUAUAAGGAAAAAGAUGCAUAUUUGCAUCACGAGCUGAAGCGGUAUAAGACAUAUGCCUAUCUUCUUCGUUCCCGGCUGACGUUCAGUGAGAUGGAAUCGUCGUUAGUUGAAAGCAGUAUUGGCGAGGUAGACGAGGGCAUGCUACUUGGACCUACUGGAGUUGUAGGAAACGCAGAAGGGGCUCUAGUACCACCGCCGGUCCCCGAACGACCAGCCGCAACUAAUAGGUACAGUUACCGGACCGCCAUUUACAGCGGCGGUGGCCGCAAUCUGCUGAACGGUGGCAAUCAGGACUAUAAUGCUGCCGGUGGUGAUGUUGGUUGACGCAAUGCUUAUGGCCUAUGCGGGCUAGUCUGACCCCGGUGCUGGUGUUGGUGCUGGUGACGUUGAUGUUUGACGAUAGACACGAGUGACGCAAACUAACGAUAUAUCCGACAGCGCAUCACACACUCCAAUGAUGUUAUUAAGUGUUACAACGUACAAUCGAGAGCAAAAGUACUGUCCUAUUCAGUGUCGUGAAGUUGAACUGCAGCUGUAUCAAAUUUCUUUCCUUUCCUGAGACGACCGAUUGGUUGGAGAAGAAGAUACAGUGAAAUUUUGAAAGGAAGAAGUUUUAUGCAAAUGCAGUUUUAUUCGCUAUAUCUGAACCAGACAAUAUUUUACUGUUGAUUGUACACCCCAUUCAGUGGCGCAACUAUUCGAUCAGAUUAUAGUUAUGUCGAAAAUAAUACAACCAAAGAGAAAAUAAUUUUUUAUGUAAGUGUAUGUCAAAAUAUAUAUAAAAGUUUUGUCUUUAACAAAUUUUUUCUAAUUAUUUUAAUAAUAGUAACGCCACUGAUACUUUUGUCGUGUCUUCUAAUUGCGGUAUAGCUAUUUUAGCUCUUAUUGGAUCUAUUUAUUUUAUCCUUUCAAACCUAACUUCUUAUGUGUUUAAUUUUACAUAAAAAUAUACUUUAUGUAAAAUUGGAUAAAUAUAAACAAAAUUUACUAGGCAGCAUAUUUACAAUAAAAUAUCGAAGAAAAAAUAUAGAUAUAUUGUACAUUGAGAGAGAGAGAGAUGACAUGCCUAAAAAUACUGUGUAUAGCUAGAAUUCAAUUUAAAUAAUUUUUGUUUAAAAAAGUAUUCGAUAUAAUAUCAUGUAUUGAUACAAUAUAAAAAAUUUAAGUCUAAAUUCUUUAGUCAGAAUCAUCAAUUUAUUAUUUAAGUUAAUAACAUUUAAAUAUCGAGUAUCAAAUUGGGAGAUUUAUAAAA
Molecule: messenger RNA, 5362 nt
Organism: Temnothorax curvispinosus
Lineage: Eukaryota; Metazoa; Arthropoda; Insecta; Hymenoptera; Formicidae
Gene: Efa6
Product: PH and SEC7 domain-containing protein 2
Exons: 13
Coding region: 1003-4434 (1143 amino acids)
Biological process (GO): regulation of ARF protein signal transduction
Molecular function (GO): protein binding; guanyl-nucleotide exchange factor activity; phospholipid binding
Source: RefSeq, a predicted model, not a curated record